GAACCAGCGUUGCGGGGUCGUAUCUCAGUACCACCAAUCUGCACCUGUCUGCAGACAGUGUUCUUGGAUUGUGUAAUUUGGAUUUAUUUACAAGUAGAUUAAUUCAGAACCAGUCCAAAUUAGUUGUCUGCACGAAACACUUGACAAGAGUGCCAUCCUAGCCAAUCCAAUCCUAACCUUCCUAAAUACCAAGUCCAAUCCCAUCCGGCCCACCAAACGAGCCCUCCAUCCCUCAACACACCAUCCCAACCGCCCCCAGUGCUGCAAGAUUAUUUACGUUUGUGUCCUCCUUAUCUUAGAGUCGCUGAAUUGGGUUUUCUGCCUAUCGGCAGAAAACCUUAAUCUUUGGAGCAGUUCAAGAAACAGUUGGGCUACACUUUUGAAAACACUAAAGCACCCCAGAUGUUCUACCUCAGCCGAAUUGAGCACACACUCCGUCUUCCACCUCAUCUGCUCAGCCUUCGUCUAGAAGAUGCGGUUAAGGGAGAGAUCGAGAAGAUUUUCCUAGAUAAGGUUAUUGCCAAAUUGGGGCUCUGCAUUUCUGUCCACAGUAUUCAAUCCAUUAAAGAUGGAUUUAUCCUACCUAAUGAUGGUCAUCCAACUUUUAGGGUGGAGUUCACACUAAUUAUGUUUCGUCCAUUUGUGGGAGAGAUAAUUUCGGCAAAACUUAAAGAAUCUACUGCAAAUGGUUUGCGCUUGUCGCUUGGAUUUUUUGAUGAUAUUUAUGUACCAGUACAUCUUUUGCCAUCUCCAUCUUGCUCCGAGCCUGACCCAGAAAAGAGGAACAACGUCAUUUGGAUAUGGAAGUGUCCUGAUGCAGAUGAUCUUGCUGUUGAGUGGACGGAUGAGAUAAGAUUCCAAGUUCAAAGUGUGACCUAUCCACCAAUUCCAAUUGAGCAGCCGGAAGACGCGAAACCAUUUGCUCCUAUGGUGGUUACUGGAUCAAUUGAUUAUGAUGGUCUUGGCCCUGUUAGGUGGUGGGACAAUGCGGAAGACAAGGAUGAAGAACCUGAAGAUCCUUAAGCUUACGGACCUUUAGCAAAGGGGAGCUCUAAUAGUUGCCUGUUUUUUGUUGUCGUGUUUGAAAGCACCGAGACAAUUUGGUUUGAGCUUGUAAAUUUUCCGCUUUAGAUUAUAUACAAACUAAUAUAGGUCGAAUUAGCUUGAUCGGAAGGUGGACAAUUUCAUCGGUUUAGGGUGUAAAUUACAAUAUCUGUAGGAAUUCUAAUCGGCUUAACUCGGGGGCUUUGUUGGUUUUGACCUCCUACCCCAUUUGCAAUACAUUGUAGCCUGAAAGUGUGUUCUUUUAUAUUAUAGUAGACUAAAAUCGACCUUUUCUCCUA
This is a messenger RNA of Pyrus x bretschneideri (Chinese white pear), 1343 nucleotides long. Its product is annotated as DNA-directed RNA polymerase III subunit RPC8. Bases 403 to 1023 code for a protein of 206 amino acids. The record is from RefSeq and is a predicted model, not a curated record. NCBI's taxonomy places the organism in Eukaryota, Viridiplantae, Streptophyta, Magnoliopsida, Rosales, Rosaceae. Gene Ontology annotation, biological process: transcription initiation at RNA polymerase III promoter; DNA-templated transcription. Gene Ontology annotation, cellular component: RNA polymerase III complex. The transcript has 8 exons.